Molecule: messenger RNA, 5264 nt
Organism: Callorhinus ursinus (northern fur seal)
Lineage: Eukaryota; Metazoa; Chordata; Mammalia; Carnivora; Otariidae
Gene: CUNH3orf70
Product: chromosome unknown C3orf70 homolog
Biological process (GO): nervous system development
Source: RefSeq, a predicted model, not a curated record
GACGCCGCGCUCCCGCCGCCACCAACACCGCCACCAGCAGCACCGCCACCGCCACGCGCGCUGGCGUGACUCCCGGCCCGCGCCCUCCCACGCCUGCUGCCGGCUCGGCUUCCUGCCCGCCCAGACGCCGCUUCUCCCAGGGUCCGGGCCUCGGCUCCGCGGAGGGAGCGGAAAUGAGUGCGGCGUCGGCGUCGGCGCCCGAGCGGGGUUGGAAGAGCGAGAAAGUGGACGAGGCUCAGGCCCUGGCGCGGAGUUGCGCUGCUCGCAGACCCGACUUCCAGCCGUGCGACGGGCUUUCCAUCUGUGCCACGCACAGCCACGGCAAAUGCUUCAAGCUGCACUGGUGCUGUCACCUAGGAUGGUGUCACUGCAAAUACGUGUACCAGCCCAUGACCCCCGUGGAGCAGCUUCCGAGCACUGCGAUUCCCGCGAAGCCUCGGGAACCCACAAACACCAUUCAGAUCUCAGUGUCACUCACUGAACACUUUUUGAAAUUUGCAUCUGUCUUCCAGCCACCCCUCCCCCCUGAUUCACCAAGGUACUGUAUGAUCUCAGACCUCUUUAUCGACAACUAUCAGGUUAAAUGCAUUAAUGGGAAGAUGUGUUAUGUGCAGAAGCAGCCAGCGCCGCAUUCCCACAAAAUGAGCCCCGAGGAGGUCUCUGCACAUGAUGCCUUAAUUUCAAGAGAGAGCAAUACACCAAAAAUAGAUCACUGCUCUUCUCCCUCAAGUUCUGAGGACUCCGGGAUCAAUGCAAUUGGGGCUCACUAUGUGGAAUCGUGUGAUGAGGACACGGAAGAAGGAGCAGAACUGAGUUCCGAGGAAGAUUACAGUCCUGAGAGCAGCUGGGAGCCGGAUGAGUGCACCCUUCUCUCCCCUUCACAGUCUGAUCUGGAAGUGAUUGAGACGAUAGAAACCACCGUGUGAGAGUCCAGGCAGGAAGCCACAGCCUCUGAUCCAUGCUGAGCCUUUGUACUUUUGUCUGAUGGAUCCUUUUUCCAAUGCAGUUGGUAUUUUCUACCCCUCUCUAACAACCAUAGCAGUUCAGUGGUCUGCUGAUUAGCAUCACUCUUAAAUUAGUCUUAUAACUAAGACAUCCUUUUUCUUAUAAAUGGUUUUCUUUUGUAUCUUGACUUAUUUUCUAUGUAGCAUCUGGUGUCAUGAAUUGUGACCCAGCCUUAAGUUCACUGGGAACUUUGAAAGCAAUGAAGUGAUGACCACAGAGUAUCGUGGAUCAGGUUGAGGAGCUACCCAGAGUGAAGGGGGCAGUGAAGGAGCUGGUUCUUCACACACACACACACACACACACGCACGCACUCACACACGCACACACAUACACAUCCCUCUUGGCAUUCCUUCUGAUGUGCCGACAGGCACCCCUACUCUGCUAGCUCAAAUGGGAAUCAGCUCAUGAGAGGGGAACAGAGGGUGUACUGGUAGAUGCCAUUCUGUCCCUUUUCCCUUCUCCUCACCACCUGCUGGGCCUAGGCCAUUGUUGCCUUGGCUUACUUCUGGAGGUACCUGGAGACCCUUGCUCAACCCCUAGUUAUGGCCGGAGCUGAUACCUUCAGUUUCACGUUUAAUCGGGCUUUAGCUGAGUGCCUACGCUCUGCAGGGUGCAUCGGGGGGAUGCAGACUGAAGAAGACCUGACUCCUGAUGGGAAGGGCCCCGCAGUCCGAUAGAGGACUGUGCCAAUGCAUGCAGAAUGUUCUGGGGACCCAGGGGAAGGAGAGAGCUUACAGCUGGAGAACAUGUUGCAGCAUUCAAGCUGGCCUCUUGGGUGGAUUCCUCAGUGUUUCCCUGUUUUUCUUAAUUGUUCUUCAAAUCCGGGGAAAACUUUUAGGAAGUUAUAUAGGUAUUAUAUUUAGGAGGCAGCCACAUCUGACGUCUUAAGAAAAAAAAAACAGUAAUAGUUUUAGUUAGCAUGGAAAUGCUAAAGAGCAGUCCUUUAGGGAUUAGGAAUGAAUCUAAUAGGUUUGAUUAAUUCUGCUUCAUUUGGUUGUAUGAAGCAUUAGAAUGAUUUAGGUGAGAAAUGGAUUAGAAUUCAGUAUGAUGCAUGGAUUUUUUAUGCAAAUGCAAAAGCAGUUGAAAUAGUUUGCUGCUAAGUCAGGAGAAAAUAUUUUGUGUGAUAUUCAUUCACUUUACUAUGGUAAUAGUCAUAGUCUGUUGUACAUGUUCUCUUUUCUCACACACACAAAAUAGUGAAUAAUUCUUAUUUAGCUCUCUUCAGAAUUCUAAUUUCCAUUUAUACAAGGUGUUUUUGUGUGAGUUGCUUAUCUGCCAUUUCUCCAGAUCUGCUUUCUGUAAGGCAUAGUUAAGAAUCCAGGAAGUUUAAAAUAUGGCCCUAAUGAAACCAGAACUAUCAGAGGUGGAGAGAGAGAAAUAUGUCUCGUAUCCUAACCAUGAGUGUGCUCUUGUGGCAUUAUCUCGUGCUCCGUCCACAUUUUGGCACGUCUCUUCUAUGUCCCAUGAGUUUGUAUUUUAAGAAACAAGAAGAGGCCCGUUGUGUUCUUCCCUGAAGCAUCCAUUUGGCAUCCUUCACAAAUCCCUCGAGGCAGAGUCUGUUUUCUUAGUAGUAUGUAUAGUUCACGUGAUUGGCUAGAACAUUUCGUCAGGCUUAGGUGCCCAGAACAUCCCUAGGGAUUAGAAAGCUGAGUACACAUAUUCCUUUGAAAACAGUGUUAGUUAAAACUUCCUAUGCUGGGUGAGAAUGCAGCAUACAGUUCGCACUUACUGAAAUGUAUAGACUCAACAAGUCACACCAGGCAGGGGGUGAGAGGAGCUGCAGGAACAGCAGCGUACAGGAAAGGACAGGUGGAGGGGUGGGGGGGGCGCAGAGAGCGGCUUCCCGGCCCAGGUGGCUUAGGGACAGACCUCGGAUGAGCCUGCCCAUGGUUCUCAGUGCCUCCUGUGAUGGGGUCACCAGCUGGAGGAGGGCAUAAAGGCCCAGUCCUGGGACCCAAGUGGUGCAGCCAGCCACUGUGUGCACCUGCCCUUGGGUGAGCUCACUGAAGCCCCUGGGUGGGCACAUGGAGGGUCUUCUUUCUCUAUACCCCUCCUAUCAGUUCUCAACUCUGGGCCCACAUUCCCAUUCAUUAAACUGAUUGGAGUCAACCACCAGGUCUCCAAAGCCAUGGAAAUACGUGGUCACAGGGCCACGUUUCUGAAGCUGGUUGUGUCAGGGUUGGGGCCUUUAUUGGUAAUAUCUACGACUUUUGCCUAGGUUCCUGUUUUUUAAACUCCUGAACUGCCAUUCAGAUUACCCAUGAUUUUAACGGAAUUUUUGGAUUUAAUAAUGGUUGAUAAUCACUUUAAAUAUUUGCACAAUCUCUUUAUAAUUAAAAACUCACUAAGCUUCACUUGCUACUGUUUUAUAGAAUUGGAGAUAUUCCAUUGGAUUCUAAAUAUCAGAUGCUCCUGGAUCUCAAAAUAGCCUUUUCUACACAAGCACAAGCAAGAAUUUCUUUGUCCUAGCACUGUUAAUAAUUCUCUGAAAUCAUAUAUAAUUGAACCAGAAUUGUUUCUUUAUGCUUGCAUUCCAAAAACAACUGAUAAGGAUAUAAAAAUGUGUAUUUACAACUUAAAUUCUAGGCCUAACCUGUUAUAUAUUAUAUAAAAGAAUUUCUCUGUAAACCUGAUAUUAUAUUGCUCAUUUGUAUAAGUAUAUUUAUAGGCACUUUAGAAAAUGUUUAGACUGUAAUGUGUAUUAUAGACCUCAAACACAGUCAUGUUAAGUAGUCUUUUGGUUAAUACUUAUCCAUUGACAGGUAUGAAAACUUUAUAGCGUGAACCUGGUAGUUUGCUCACUUGGAGCAAAGGGUUGGGCUGUGUGGAUGGAGAAACUGCUUUUGGGGUCCUUGAUGGAAACCUGGCUCCAUUCCCACUUCUGGCAAGUUGGUGUAAAAGCUAGUAGGCGGACGAUGCCAACUCAGUGCUGUAUGGAAUGUAGCUUUCUUACCGAACCAGCAUUGAUUUUAGGAUUUUCAUGGUUUGAAUAUGUUCAUAACUUUUCUGAGAAAUGACAAGCCAAUUAAAAUGCUUUUGUGGUCAUAAUUCUUUGGCACAUUAACAAAUAAGGCUUUACUGUCAAAUCUAGGUAUUUUUUUUUUACCUUGUAAUUUUUAAGAUUUGAAGUAAGAAUUUGAGAAAACCCUGGAGAAAAACCAGUUGCUUUCCUGGAAAAGGAAAAUGUGUACUUCAAGGUAAUACAAUAUAAAACCAAACCAAAUGAAAGCACCCAAACCAAAACAAAGCUGCGAAGUGGUUGUCCUGAGGUACCAUUCGGAUUUGAUCCAGGAUUGGAUCCUGUUUUAGGACUGGUUGUUUUAUUUUUUAACCUUAACCUCCACUUCCUGGCCUCUUUGAAACCGUUCUUUUGGGACUAAUCAUAACAAACGCCUUUUAUACAAAUUUGUCUAUCUGGGCAACAGGACACCACCUAUUUUAGAAAGCUGUCAAAAUACCCAGACGUGUUCAGCGGUUUAAAUACUUCUGGGCAAGGGGAAACAAGCACAAGUUAAACUAAUAUUUAUACAUCAGCUCUUGAUUUUUCCAUCUUGUUUGCCAAGUUGUAUUGACAUGUUUUGGCUUUUCACGUGAGGGGAAACAUUUUACAGUUUUCUCUCCUACUCCCCUCCCCACGGGAGGUGGGAGCCAGAAUUGAGGCCAGUUGCAUUCUAGGCUUUUCGGUGAACAGUGUGGGAUUGUGUCUCUUCCCGUUGAGGAGGAGAGGGGAAGGAAAUGGGAGUUGGACUAACCAUCUCAGUGCUGUGAAUUCUAGGGUUGUAUGUAUUUCUCACCUCCAAACAUAAGUAUAAGGGCACUUCUCAAAAUUAAUUUUGAAAUUCUUUACCUUUUAAAAAUGUUAUGUCUCUGCUCCCUUUCAUUAUUCUGGGGAAUGGAGAGUUGACUGUACUGCGUGUGGAAGGGCCGUGUUUCUCUGAGUGCUUAGAGUUCUGUUGGGACUGAAGUGGUGCUCUUUUACUAGUGUGAACAAGUCUGAAAGCACAUGGUCACCAGGGGCUUGAAUAUUGAGCUUCUGCAUCAUUGUGUCCAUAUACACUUUCUAAGGCUGUUCAUACCUUGCAGUAGUCACUUACUGUGCUACUUUUUGCACCUGUUCUAUGUUAAAGUUUUAAGCACAAUGUUGACCCCUCUGUAAUUUCCUAAAAUUAUAUUGUUUUCCUACAGACAGCUCAACUUUAUGUAUAAUACUUUAGGAAAAUACUUACUUGUAAAAUAAAUGUAAUUUUUUUCUUUUGUAA